Tripterygium wilfordii is the source of this 861-nucleotide messenger RNA. RefSeq names its product membrane protein PM19L-like. The transcript has 4 exons. NCBI's taxonomy places the organism in Eukaryota, Viridiplantae, Streptophyta, Magnoliopsida, Celastrales, Celastraceae. The record is from RefSeq and is a predicted model, not a curated record. Bases 94 to 645 code for a protein of 183 amino acids.
UCUUUUUACUUAUAUUUUUCAUAAACCCCAUGAGCGUCUCUUGCCUUUGCAUCCUCAGUGUCGAUUGAAGUGAAGAUUGAGCGAGUUCUAGCAAUGGCGGUUGGAAGAGAUGGUAGGGAUUUUAUGGGUCUUCUUUUAGCAGUGAACUUGGUGGUUUAUCUCAUCAUUCUUGGACUAGCUGGAUGGUCUCAUGACAAAUACAUCGAUGGUGAACAGAAUCACCCACAUUUGGGUGGUAAUACAUCCACAAACUUCGUGUUGUUGUUUGCCCUGAUAGCUGGAGUGACGGGGGCUUGUUCAGUGAUUACUGGGAUCAUGCAUCUUCAUGCUUGGAGAAGUGAUAGUUUGGCUGGAGCAUCUUCUUUGGGAAUCAUUUCCUGGGCUCUUACUACUCUUGCUUUUGGACUUGUGUGCAAGGAGAUAAUAUUAGGAGGGCACAGAGGAAAGCGACUGCAAACAUUAGAAGCAUUUAUCAUAAUAGCGAUGGCAAGUCAACUCCUAUAUGUGGGAGUUCUUCAUGCUGGGAUGUUCUACAGCAGAUACGGCCCCUAUUACCGCAGUUACAACAACAACCACGGUGGCAGCAGUGGGGUCGUAGAAACGUCUUACGAACCUCAAAAGACUGAUACUGAGACCAUAACCUAAAAGAGAGUCAUGUACAUUCAUGCCCUGGUUUGUGGAUGCUGAAUCUGCUGAUGGAGCUAGAUAUGGUUGUGUAAUUUGUUUUGCAAUACACUUUUGCAUGGAUUUCAUGUGGAUGUAGCUGGGAAGAAGAGAUUAAACUAGUUUUGUAGUAACAUACGAAGCAUAUGACCGACUGUUCGAUUGUGCUUUCUCAAUAAUAAAAAACGUUGGUUCCGA